Molecule: messenger RNA, 1002 nt
Organism: Mus pahari (shrew mouse)
Lineage: Eukaryota; Metazoa; Chordata; Mammalia; Rodentia; Muridae
Gene: Pemt
Product: phosphatidylethanolamine N-methyltransferase
Exons: 7
Coding region: 199-798 (199 amino acids)
Biological process (GO): phosphatidylcholine biosynthetic process
Molecular function (GO): phosphatidylethanolamine N-methyltransferase activity
Source: RefSeq, a predicted model, not a curated record
GUUGACCCCCUGCAAAUCAUUCCCUAGCUACAGGACAUUGCUCUGAAGUGUGUCCAGGUGCCCAGUGUGGUGGAGCUGCUAUGUGCCGCCUUCCUACCUGCUUGUGGGGGUUCUGCAGCUGAGUUCAUCAUCAGGGUGACCUGAGCUGUCCUGGAGCCUGGCUCCCAUUUCCUUCUGAUUCUGGCAGAUCUCUUCGUUAUGAGCUGGCUGCUGGGUUACGUGGACCCCACAGAGCCCAGCUUUGUGGCGGCUGUGAUCACCAUUGUGUUCAACCCACUCUUCUGGAAUGUGGUAGCAAGGUGGGAGCAGAGAACUCGCAAGCUGAGCAGAGCCUUCGGGUCCCCCCACCUAGCCUGCUAUUCCCUGGGCAGCUGCAUCCUGCUUUUGAACAUCCUCCGCUCCCACUGCUUCACACAGGCCAUGAUGAGCCAGCCUAAGAUGGAGGGCCUGGACAACCACACCACCUACUUCCUGGGCCUUGCAAUCCUGGGCUGGGGACUCGUGUUUGUGCUUUCCAGCUUCUAUGCACUGGGGUUCACUGGGACCUUUCUAGGUGACUACUUUGGGAUCCUCAAGGAGUCCAGAGUGACCACAUUCCCCUUCAGCGUGCUGGACAACCCCAUGUACUGGGGCAGUACAGCCAACUACCUAGGCUGGGCACUCAUGCAUGCCAGUCCCACAGGCCUGCUGUUGGCGGUGCUGGUGGCAAUCGUCUACGUGGUUGCUCUCCUAUAUGAAGAGCCUUUCACUGCUGAGAUCUACCGACGGAAAGCCACCAGGUUGCACAAAAGGAGCUGACAGGGCCAUGAAGGAUCUUUGGAAAGCUGGACUGGCCUCCCGGCUGCCCCAAGCAACAACCCUUCCCAGGGAGAGCAACACUGGCCGCUGUACCUGUGCCUUAGAAACCAGUCAUGGGGGCCUCAGGCAUUGUGCCGUGUGACUGCUGUGACCCCCAUCCCCACCAUGUCCCGACACACUAAUAAAGGCAUUGUGACCUCAGCA